AUGAGAAGUAGAACUAGAGCUGAUAAUUUUCUCUUUGAUCCUGAAAUUGAAAGAACGGCUCGAAGAAACAAUAGUAGAAGAAGAAGGCAAAGCAGGGAAGCUAGAGAAGCAACUGUUAUUUCUGAUCCAACUCUCAUUUCUUCAUCUGAUCAAGAAGAGGAAAACAUGGCAAAAAAUCCGCAUGAUGAUGCUAGAGGUGAAAGAAGACGCACGUUGGAAGAUUAUGCUGCAUUCACAGGGACCAUUAAUUUCAACAGUAUUGCUCGACCAACGGUGAAUGCUACAAAUAUGGAGAUGAAGCCAGCUCUAAUCCACUUGGUGCAAAGUAAUCAGUUUAAUGGAUUGGCUAAUGAGAAUCCAUACACGCAUCUGGCCACCUUCUUAGAGAUAUGUAAUACAGUAAAAAUCCAUCAAGUGCCUGAUGAAGCCAUUCGCUUGAGUUUAUUCCCUUUCUCAUUGGCGGGAAAUGCCAAGGUUUGGCUAAAUUCUUUCCCCGAAAACAGUCUCACUAGCUGGGAGGAUGUGGUUUCCAAAUUCUUGAGCAAGUAUUUCCCUCAAUCCAAGAUUAACAAAGGCAAACAAGAAAUCUCUGCUUUCCAGCAAGACGUGGAUGAGUCCUUGGGGCAAGCAUGGGACAGGUUCAAGGGAUUGCUCAGAAAAACUCCCAUUCAUGGGUUUGAUGAGCCCACACAACUUACACUUUUCUUGGCAGGGCUGAAAUCUCACUCAAAGUUAAUGUUGGAUGCAUCAGCGGGAGGAAGUAUUAAGUGGAAGACACCUACUGAAGCACGAGAGUUGAUUGAAAAUAUGGCCUCCAAUGACAAUGAAGUGCACAAUGAGAGAGCUCAAUCUCAACAGAAGGGUGUUCUACAACUUCAGUCUCAUGACGCUCUACUAGCACAGAACAAAAUCAUGACACAACAGCUUGAAGCUCUCAUGAAGAAGCUCUCUCAACUUCCGCAAGAUCUCCGAAAUGUUUCUCAAGCUCAACACCAACAACAGUUGCAAAAUUGUGAGUUGUGUGGUGGGGAUCAUACCAAUGGGCAGUGUGCCAUGCAAAACACAUCUCAAGAAGAGGUUAAUUACAUGGGGAAUACAAGUCGCCAAGGUAAUUACAACCAAGGUUGGAGGUCUCACCCAAACAUGGGACAAGCAGGACCCUCAAAUAGACCACCACCUCAACAAUUUCAGCAACAUCCCUCUUUGGCAGAUAGAACUUCAAAGAUUGAGGACAUACUCAAUCAAUUCAUGCAAGUGUCAAUAUCCAACCACAAGAGCACCGAAGCUGCUAUCCGUAACUUGGAGGUGCAAAUGGGGCAAAUAGCUAAGAGGAUGGAGGAGAAAUCCGAUACAAAUUUUGCGGCUAACACUGAAGUUAACCCAAAAGAGCAUGUUAAAGCUAUUACUACAAGGAGUGGAAAGGUGUUAGAAGAGAGAAAAGCAAAUAGAGAUGAUGAAAAAAGAGAAGAGAGUGGAGAGUUACAUGAGAGAAAAGAAGAAAGCAUUGAAGAAGAUGAUGAGAAUGUUGAAGGAGGACAUAAAGAAAUGGGUGAGAGAGAGAAGAAUAAAGGAAAAAGUGUUGAAAAGCCCCUACCUUACCCUAAAAUCCAUUCUAGAAAAGAGAAGGAGAAGCAAUUUGGGCGAUUUUUAGACAUAUUCAAGAGGCUUGAGAUUAAUAUCCCCUUCUCUGAGGCCCUCCAACAAAUGCCUUCAUAUGCUCGAUUCAUGAAGGAGUUGCUCACAAAGAAAAGAAAGUACAUUGAAGAAGAGACCAUCGAAGUCCAAGGAAAUUGUAGUGCCAUCAUCUAA
Molecule: messenger RNA, 1809 nt
Organism: Vigna unguiculata (cowpea)
Lineage: Eukaryota; Viridiplantae; Streptophyta; Magnoliopsida; Fabales; Fabaceae
Source: RefSeq, a predicted model, not a curated record